Chrysemys picta bellii (western painted turtle) is the source of this 4204-nucleotide messenger RNA. RefSeq names its product O-linked N-acetylglucosamine (GlcNAc) transferase (gene OGT). The record is from RefSeq and is a predicted model, not a curated record. Gene Ontology annotation, biological process: protein O-linked glycosylation. Lineage: Eukaryota; Metazoa; Chordata; Testudines; Emydidae. Gene Ontology annotation, molecular function: protein binding; protein O-acetylglucosaminyltransferase activity.
AUAGUUCCGUUAGGAGCCAUAUGCCCUGGCCGUGUAGCUUCCUCCGCCUCUGCCGCCAUUUCUGGAGCCGCCGCCUUAGCGUGAAGGGGGAGUUCGGAGACGCUGUUGCUCGGUGGCUUGUUCGCGCCUGACUGGAUCUCUCCGCGCCCGGGGAGCCCCACAGCUUCAGCCCGAGGCCCGCCCAGCCGCUGCCCCGGCGUCUCUCCUGAUGGCGACCUCUGUGGGGAACGUGGCUGACAGCACAGAACCAACGAAACGUAUGCUUUCCUUCCAAGGGUUAGCGGAGUUGGCUCAUCGUGAAUAUCAGGCAGGAGACUUUGAAGCAGCAGAGAGACAUUGCAUGCAGCUUUGGAGACAAGAGCCUGAUAACACUGGCGUUCUUUUAUUACUAUCAUCCAUUCACUUCCAGUGUCGCAGACUGGACAGGUCUGCUCACUUCAGCACUUUGGCUAUUAAACAGAAUCCAUUGUUGGCCGAAGCCUACUCGAAUCUAGGGAAUGUGUACAAGGAACGUGGGCAGCUGCAAGAAGCUAUUGAGCAUUAUAGGCAUGCACUACGCCUCAAACCAGAUUUCAUUGAUGGAUAUAUUAAUCUGGCUGCUGCACUGGUAGCUGCAGGUGAUAUGGAAGGGGCAGUACAAGCCUAUGUUUCUGCCCUUCAGUACAAUCCUGACUUGUACUGUGUUCGUAGUGACCUGGGGAACCUGCUCAAAGCCCUGGGUCGCUUGGAAGAAGCCAAGGCCUGUUACUUGAAAGCAAUUGAGACUCAACCAAACUUUGCAGUAGCAUGGAGUAAUCUUGGCUGUGUUUUCAAUGCUCAAGGAGAAAUUUGGCUUGCUAUUCAUCAUUUUGAAAAGGCUGUGACACUUGACCCAAACUUCUUGGAUGCUUACAUCAAUCUGGGGAAUGUUCUGAAGGAGGCAAGGAUAUUUGACAGAGCUGUAGCAGCCUACUUACGAGCCUUGAGUCUGAGUCCUAAUCAUGCAGUUGUGCAUGGCAACCUGGCCUGUGUGUAUUAUGAGCAAGGACUGAUAGAUCUGGCAAUAGACACCUACAGACGUGCUAUUGAGCUACAGCCACACUUCCCUGAUGCCUAUUGUAAUCUGGCCAAUGCUCUAAAGGAGAAAGGCAGUGUUGCUGAAGCAGAAGAAUGUUACAAUACAGCUCUUCGUCUGUGUCCCACACAUGCAGACUCACUUAAUAACCUGGCAAACAUCAAGCGAGAACAGGGAAACAUUGAGGAGGCAGUUCGCCUAUACAGGAAAGCUCUUGAGGUGUUCCCAGAGUUUGCUGCUGCCCAUUCAAAUUUAGCAAGUGUUCUGCAGCAGCAAGGAAAGCUGCAGGAAGCUCUGAUGCAUUACAAAGAGGCUAUUAGAAUCAGCCCCACGUUUGCAGAUGCUUAUUCAAAUAUGGGGAAUACUUUAAAGGAGAUGCAGGAUGUUCAGGGAGCUUUACAAUGUUACACCCGUGCCAUCCAGAUAAAUCCUGCUUUUGCUGAUGCCCACAGUAACUUGGCCUCUAUUCACAAGGAUUCAGGGAACAUACCAGAAGCCAUUGCUUCUUAUCGCACUGCUCUGAAACUGAAACCUGAUUUCCCAGAUGCUUAUUGCAACUUAGCCCACUGCUUGCAGAUUGUCUGUGACUGGACAGAUUAUGAUGAAAGAAUGAAAAAGCUGGUCAGCAUUGUAGCUGAUCAACUGGAGAAGAAUAGACUGCCAUCUGUCCACCCUCAUCACAGCAUGCUGUACCCCCUUUCUCACAGCUUUAGGAAGGCUAUUGCUGAGAGACAUGGAAAUCUCUGUUUGGAUAAGAUCAACGUCCUUCACAAGCCACCAUAUGAGCAUCCAAAGGACUUGAAGGCUAGUGAAGGCCGGCUUCGUGUUGGCUAUGUGAGCUCUGAUUUUGGAAAUCAUCCAACCUCCCACCUAAUGCAGUCAAUCCCAGGAAUGCAUAACCCUGACAAAUUUGAGGUGUUCUGUUAUGCCCUCAGCCCUGAUGAUGGGACAAACUUCCGUGUAAAGGUGAUGGCGGAAGCAAAUCAUUUCAUUGACCUCUCUCAGAUACCAUGUAAUGGAAAGGCAGCAGAUCGCAUUCACCAGGAUGGGAUACACAUCCUCAUUAACAUGAAUGGCUACACUAAGGGAGCCCGUAACGAGCUGUUUGCUCUCAGACCAGCACCUAUCCAGGCUAUGUGGCUGGGAUACCCUGGAACCAGUGGGGCACUGUUCAUGGAUUAUAUCAUCACAGAUCAAGAAACUUCCCCAGUUGAUGUGGCAGAGCAAUAUUCUGAGAAAUUGGCUUACAUGCCAAACACUUUCUUUAUUGGAGACCAUGCUAAUAUGUUUCCCCACCUGAAGAAAAAAGCAGUAAUUGAUUUCAAGUCCAAUGGCCAUAUUUAUGAUAACAGGAUUGUUUUGAAUGGCAUUGAUUUGAAGGCAUUCCUUGACAGCCUCCCUGAUGUCAAAAUUGUUAAGAUGAAGUGCCCUGAUAGUGGAGACAAUGCAGACAGCAAUGCUGCCCUCAGUAUGCCAGUCAUUCCUAUGAAUACAAUUGCAGAAGCCGUGAUUGAGAUGAUUAAUCGUGGACAAAUUCAGAUAACAAUCAAUGGAUUCAACAUUAGCAAUGGACUAGCAACUACACAGAUUAACAACAAGGCAGCAACUGGAGAAGAGGUUCCACGUACCAUCAUUGUUACCACCCGCUCUCAGUAUGGGUUACCAGAGGAUGCUGUUGUGUACUGUAACUUUAACCAGCUAUAUAAGAUUGACCCUUCCACUUUACAAAUGUGGGCUAACAUUCUGAAGCGAGUUCCAAAUAGCGUAUUGUGGCUGUUGCGUUUCCCCGCUGUAGGAGAACCCAAUAUUCAACAAUAUGCACAGAACAUGGGCCUUCCCCAGAACCGAAUCAUCUUCUCUCCUGUUGCCCCCAAAGAGGAACAUGUGCGGAGGGGCCAGUUGGCUGAUGUUUGUCUAGAUACUCCACUUUGUAAUGGGCACACUACUGGGAUGGAUGUACUCUGGGCUGGAACUCCCAUGGUUACUAUGCCAGGGGAAACUCUUGCAUCACGGGUUGCUGCCUCCCAGCUUACUUGCCUUGGUUGUCUUGAACUUAUUGCUAAGAGUAGACAAGAAUAUGAAGAUAUUGCUGUUAAACUGGGAACUGAUCUAGAAUACCUGAAGAAAAUUCGUAGUAAAGUCUGGAAGCAGAGAAUAUCAAGUCCUUUGUUCAACACCAAACAGUACACAAUGGAACUGGAGCGGCUUUACCUUCAGAUGUGGGAUCACUACGCUGCUGGCAACAAACCAGACCAUAUGGUUAAGCCAAUAGAGACCAGUGAAUCUGCAUGAAGGACUCUGCUGACACAACUCUCCCAGAAUUGAGCCUCUCAAACUCCUCUGCAAAGGAGAUGGGAGCUAAAGACAGUGCAUUUCUACUUAAUCUGCCUGGUACUCUGUGACUUGAAGUGAUACAUGAUGGUGAUUUAAGAGCACAGACAGACAUACUUUGUGCAUAAUAGGGAGAGGCUGUAGAGAUUGGGAACUUUCUAUUCCAUAAGGAGUUUGAAAAAGAUUGGGUUGUGCACAUGUACUGUAUGUUUGCAAGGCCUGGUGCUUGAUGGGGAAAGUGUGAACUGUCCAUCCAAUUGUGAUUUCAUGGAUUGAUUCAAUCUUCCUAUGAAUUUCUCUCCUCUUAUGUGGAUUGGGAAUUGGAGCUUUUUAAUGUUUGAUUUCAGGUGUUCCUGUUGGUAUAUGUGCGAUUCUUCCAUGACAUGAUUUCCAACUAGUGAGUGUUGCUCCCUGCAUUAACUUCUUAACUGUGCAGAUUGAAAGGGCAUAUUUGCUGGUGUAGUCUUUUUACAGGUUUUAUAAACCACUUGAGCCUAUAUCAGCCUUUUAAUGUUUGACCUCUGUUUUGGAACUUUCUGUACUGUGUUGAUUUAGAUGAGAACUCAGUGCUUAGGUUUAAAAAAAAAAAAAAAAAUUCUCCUGUAUCUCAGCUAAUUGGCUUCAUGAUGACAGCUCCUAUUCUGUUGAAAAACAAAAUUGGUUUAAAAUUAAUGCCCCUGAACUGUUUUGAAAUAAACAAACUGGUGCCAAAUACAAAUCCUUCAGGAAUGAUUGUUAAUUAUGUACAGAGGCACAGUCCUAUGUACUGUAGCAAGGACUUUUUUUAAAAUAAAGAUCUGGUUUGCCCAGUUUGACCCA